Molecule: messenger RNA, 3035 nt
Organism: Copidosoma floridanum
Lineage: Eukaryota; Metazoa; Arthropoda; Insecta; Hymenoptera; Encyrtidae
Gene: SMSr
Product: Sphingomyelin synthase related
Biological process (GO): ceramide biosynthetic process
Cellular component (GO): Golgi membrane; plasma membrane; endoplasmic reticulum membrane
Molecular function (GO): sphingomyelin synthase activity; ceramide cholinephosphotransferase activity; protein binding
Source: RefSeq, a predicted model, not a curated record
UGCAUUUUGUUAUUAAAACGCUAAUAGCUCAGUCCAUUGUCACUCGUCCAAGGGUUAUGAAAUCAACUGAUAAAGCAUUGUUUAUCUCAAACGUGCCAUCGAAAAUACGUAAACUUGCUGUUGUCUUACUUAUUUUCAAAUGUUUUUAUGUGCUCUACUAAAGUUUUUGACCAGUAAUUUUUCCAAUAUUAACUGUUGUCAAAUGUCAGUUGUGAAAGGAGCUGAGUUGUGUACAUCAAACCUGAAGACUCUAAUGUUGUGUACAGUUAUGUCCCACUUAGAUGGACUUUAUGAUGCUGCAUGUACAAUAUUCUAGCAUAUCUUUUUACUACCGUGAACACACGUUACAUUUUUUAAUUUUGCCAUCAUUAGAGCUUUGUCCUGUUAUGUGUUCUCAGGUUCGCAAAUGAAAGAAGAACGUAAAUUAGCUGCACGGGCCAAAAUGAGACCAAAAAUUGUAACAGAUUGGAGUAUCAAUGAUGUCGUGAGCUGGCUCACACAGACAGGUCACGGAGAUCUCUGCACUAUUGAAAGAUUCAGGGAACACGAGAUUGAUGGCAAAGCAUUAAUUACACUUAAAGAAGAUGACUUGAAGGCAAUGUCAAAGCUAAGGAUUGGAACAAUUAAGAGAUUGAUCAUUAGCAUAAGGCAGCUACAAAGAGAAAAUGCAACUUUGCUGUUGGAGCUCAAUUACCUUGAUUUUUUCACGCAAAACUUUUACUCACCUAAAAAUAAUGAUCUGACUCUCAGUGGAAUCACAAAUGAAAGUUCCAUAGACCAUGAUUUUUUUCCUGCUUCAAUUUCCGAGGAUGGAACGGCUUCUCAUUUACCUCCAGAAAUUUGGAAAACGUUCAUUAGCUUAGGUUAUUUAUUUAUUGUAACUUGGAUUACUGCCUUUGUGAUGGUGAUAGUUCAUGACAGAGUGCCUGACAUGAAAAAAUAUCCGCCGUUACCAGAUAUUUUUCUUGACAAUGUGCCACACAUACCAUGGGCUUUUGACAUGUGUGAAGUAACUGGUACCCUGCUUUUUGCAUUAUGGCUAGUUGUUCUUAUUUUUCAUAAAUAUAGAUUUAUAUUACUCCGAAGGUUCUUUGCGUUAUCUGGUACAGUCUUUUUACUGAGAUGUGUUACAAUGCUUAUUACAUCCCUCUCUGUGCCUGGUGCACACUUACAAUGCCAGCCUAGGAAUAAUCCUAUUACAGAUUCGUCUAGUUUGUAUAACGAAUUGUAUAACAAGAUUGAGAUGGCCUAUGUGAUAUGGCGUGGUGCUGGUAUGUCCAUUCAAGGUGUCAGAACAUGCGGUGAUUACAUGUUCAGUGGACAUACAGUUGCAUUGACGAUGCUAAACUUUUUUAUUACUGAAUAUACUCCAAGACAGAUGUACUUUGUGCACACAUUCACGUGGAUGCUCAACAUGUUUGGCAUAUUUUUCAUCCUCGCUGCUCACGAGCACUACUCCAUUGAUGUCUUUGUCGCCUUCUACAUUACCUCCCGACUGUUUUUGUAUUACCACACAUUGGCCAAUAACCAAGCUUUAAUGCAGCGCGAUUCGAAUCGAACGAGGAUCUGGUUCCCGUUGUUCAGCUUCUUCGAGUCGUCCGUGGACGGAAUCAUACCCAAUGAGUACGAGACGCCAUCGGUGAUUAUUUGCAACCUAAUCAGAGCUGUCAAGGACACCGGCAAUUAUUUGCGAAUAUGCAUGUUUGGCGUGCGUAGGUUGCAAGAAAAGUCCAAUGGUAGCGUGAGUAGUAGUAGUAAAAAGAAAUCUUAAUGCAGACAUCGUUUGUCUACAAUUCGUCAAAAAGAGGCUUACAAGUGUAACGACACACUUAUGUGAAUUCAUAAAAAAAAUUUCUAAGAAAGUAACUGUUUUAUGAAACGGUGUGAUAACAGUGUAAUUGAUAAAACAUGUAAAUCACAGCUAAACGUAAAUUGUUGAACUUUUUUUAACAGUCUUAGGUUAUUAGCUUGUUGGUCAAAAACAAUUAAAUAAAAUUUUUUACAAUUUUAUAAAAAUAAUUAAGUAUUUUUGUUCACGGUACAAUGUGAUAAAAUUAAUUUUCUGCUCAUAAUUAAACUGCAAGGAAAUGACAUUCUUUUCCAAUUUUUGAUGAGUUUGGCAAAAGGAUUUAAACAUUUCUUUUUUAAAUCAGUAUGACAUUUUUACUUUAAAAAACAAUUCAUGACAUUGUAAAAAAAAAAAACGACAUGGCAAAAGCCGUCCUUAGUUUCAAUUUCUUAGUUUAACUAGGUUUUUCAAAGGCAUUUAUCAUUCCAAAUACUUGAAAAUCGUUUCGGAUAUUAAUAAAUAAGUAGGUUCAUACGAAACAUAGAUAUUUCGAAAACUAUUUGAGAUCUCGAUUUAUCAGAUCAGUGCAAUAUUGGAAGCAUUAACAUUUAACAAUGUACAUACAUACAUAUACAUACAUAGUUUUGUGCACCUAUGAUUUGUAAAUUUUUUCUUGCAAAUUCUUCACUCUUGACAACAACAACAACAAAGAGUUAGAAGAAAUAGCAAUGACUGCGCAAGUCAAAAAAUUGUUUCUCAAACGCCUUUCUAACUUUGUACAGUAUCCUGAUGAAAAUUACAAAAGUAAUUGUGAAAAUAAUAGUAAAUUAGGAAAUAAUUAAACGAACGAACAAAUAAAUAAAGAAUUUUACAACGUUGUAGAUAGGUCCAAAGUAAAUAAGGAAUGACUGUAAUAUGUAUUAUAUUAUGUAAAAUAUUACAGUAUAGUUGUAUAAGACAUUUUUUACGGUGCCGCACAACGGUUAUACGACUUUGCCAAACUGAAUAAUUAUGUAAGAAAAUUGUUAGUCAAAACACGAGCGCCAUCGCUGUCAGUGACGCUUUUGAGUAAUUCACGUGGAUCGAACUCAGUUGUACAUAACAUAGAUAUAGCAUAUACUUUAUAUUUGAUACGUGAUUUUUAUUAUUUCACCAAUGAAAUAUUAUAAGUUCUCGUUUUGUUUUUAUUCAAUUAGAGAGCUGUGCUCGAUGUUUCAGUUUACGUAUCAUAAAUAUAAAAGACUUG